Gigantopelta aegis is the source of this 2426-nucleotide messenger RNA. RefSeq names its product C5a anaphylatoxin chemotactic receptor 1-like. Lineage: Eukaryota; Metazoa; Mollusca; Gastropoda; Neomphalida; Peltospiridae. The transcript is spliced from 3 exons. Gene Ontology annotation, biological process: neuropeptide signaling pathway. Gene Ontology annotation, molecular function: G protein-coupled peptide receptor activity. The coding region runs from base 910 to 2133 and encodes 407 amino acids. Gene Ontology annotation, cellular component: membrane. The record is from RefSeq and is a predicted model, not a curated record.
GGGGGGGGGGGUAAAUUAAUUUAUUAUUAUUUUAAUUAGGCCCUAUUAUUAUUUUAUUUAUUUAUUUUAUUUUUUAUUUUAUUUUUUAUUUAUUUAUUUAUUAUAUUAAAUCAAGUCAACACUUUCUUGAAAAGAUUAUUGUUGGCGAGAUAUUUUUUUCUGUACAAUUCCUGUUGUUUACAACGUAUAGGACCUAUACAUUGUCGGUAAUGGUAUUCUCCGUAGAACGUGGAUUUCGCAAUCUUAGUUACUCGACAACAAAUAAAUCCAUUUAGCACAUUAAAGCUCUUAUGGUACGUUCUCCUAAUCUGGUCGUGCUAACCGCACGUCGCGCAAUCUUGCGGUGUUUGUGCAUGAACUCACGGUUAUUUCGGUCUCGCCGUCUAUCGCCGGUCUCACACACCCCCGCGAUUUGUCCUUUGCGCGAUAACUCCGACCCAGAUAUUCAUACAGCGUAUCCGGGCUGGUAUCCUUGAAACCACAUGUCGCAUGUUGAUAAUUGUCCUGUGGUUAAGCUUUUGUUUACCCCCCGACACUCCUAUGUAACUUGAAAAAAAAAGAAAAAACGAUUCGUGGGAGUGUGUAAAGGUCUAUUAAGAUCUACAUUUACGUUGGUGUGGACCUGUGUCGCUUUCUCUGUGUGCUGUGAACUUUAGUUUUCCGUGUGCCGGGUUAAAAAGACUCCACUAGAAUCGAUGUACCUUUACGGGAACGAUAUAUACAGCCGAAUUAUGACAGGUUAAAAUCAGUCCUGGCGGAGGAACGAGCCUGAGAGCCUUGGUUCGAAUCGUGCUGACAGCGCCAUGGACGGCGCUUGCAGUUUUGAAAUCAAAUUCCCAGGAUGUGAAGGAUAUUGCUGGUAAGAUGCGGAAACGCAGGACUCUUUAAUCUGCUAAAAAAAAAAAAAAAAUGAUGAACUUGACAACUUUUGUGUACGACACCUUCGACAUACCGCUGGUAAAGGAAACCGGAUAUGACGUCAACUCUACAGCAGACGACGAAAGCGGAGACGAUUUCACGCCGAACCUGUUCAAGUGGAAUGGCGGCGAAAUGCUGUUUCUCGUCGUGCUGUUCGUGACCGGUGUCGUGGGCAACGUGAUGGUCAUAUACACGUACCACUUCAAGUGGCGCAGGUCCAACUUCACCCUCUUCAUCGAGGUCCUGGCAGCCAUCGAUCUCACCAACUGCCUGCUGGCCGUCACCCUCUUCUUCGUGAUGACAGUCUACAAGGGCGCACUGUUCGAAAUAUUCUGCGGCACGGCGUCGUACGUGGCCUUCGCAACGGCGCUGUCGUCCAGCAUCGUGCUGGUCAUCGUGGCCUUCGAGCGGAAGCAGAAGAUCCGGAAUCCUCUGAAACAGGCCGUUACCACGGGCAUCACCAAGAAGCUGUGCUGCGGAGCCGUGGUCAUUGGAAUGACGGUGUCCGUCCCUGGCAUAUUCCUGUUCGGAAAGAAGGAGACGGUGUUUGUCGACGACGGAAUAGCGUUCAACCUGACCUGGUGUUUCUUCAAGGAGGACGCCUUCAGAACCUGCUCCAUGUACAUCUGGGCGGUGGUCCUCGGGUUCGUCUUUCUCUUCGUCAUAGCCUCUCUGUCGUCACUGUACUGCUCAAUAUGGCGAGAGCUCAACGUCUACUUCAAGGGACGAGGCUCGCUGGCUCACUUCGAAGGACACAUCGAUAGGCAGCAAAACAAGAACAGUAACUACUACAGAGCUCACAAGACCACGACCAGACUGUUCUUCAUCAUAACGAUGGCGUUCUUUGUGACCUACUUUCCCUAUUUCAUAGCUCUGGGCAUUCUGAUCUUCGGUGAUAACAGCAGCCAGUUUGUGACUCCAGUGGGAAAGGCCUUCAUAGACCUAGCAAAACUGUCUCCUCUGAUGAGCAAUGUGAUAAACCCCAUAAUAUAUAGUCUUUCCUCGGCCAGGUUCAGAAAGGAGGUUGUGAACAUAUUCAAAGGGCUUGGCAUCCCGGACAGAAACAAAGUGUUCUUCGGCCACGUUGCCAGAACGUUUGUCAGGCACUCUCAGUCUGUUACGUCUCCAGGUGAUAGGGUCAAACUGGAAUCUGGUGAACAGAUCAUCACUGAGUUAGUCAACGAAAAAACUGCCAUGAAAUUACCAUUAUCAUGAUAAUAAAUUAUCAGAAUAUUUUACUGUAGGGUCGGUAUUAUUAUUAUUAUUACUGAAUGGUUUUCGCACGAUGUCGAAUACAAUUAGACAUGUGUGAUUACACUACAAGCAGCUGUUGCUGAUUGCUUUGUCAUUUUCCCUUAUCAAACUCAUUGCUGAAUCAUGUGUCAUGUUUUUUUCGCAGAUUCACAGCUUGAUGUUUAUGCUGUUGCCAGCAGCCUGAAUAUAUAAUUGUUAUAUGAUAAUUAGUGUAAUGUGUUUGAGUGAUAUCCAUUAAAUUGCGAAUGCACAAA